Dendrobium catenatum is the source of this 1317-nucleotide messenger RNA. RefSeq lists its product as uncharacterized. NCBI's taxonomy places the organism in Eukaryota, Viridiplantae, Streptophyta, Magnoliopsida, Asparagales, Orchidaceae. The transcript is spliced from 2 exons. The record is from RefSeq and is a predicted model, not a curated record. Bases 331 to 1110 code for a protein of 259 amino acids.
CAGUUGGAUUUUAUAAGGAAAUCGUUUGGAAAGUUCACUUGAAAACCCAUUUGCUCCCUGAGCUAAGCCGUUCUUCCUAUUUCUCCGUUUGUCUUCACUCACUCUCUUCUACCGUCGACGCGUCUGAGCUCUAGCCGGAGCUCUAGCCGGAGAGCGAGGGAGAUAGAUAGCCAACGCUUCCCGUCGGCUCUCUCUCUCUCUCUCUCUCUCUCUCUCUCUCUGUUUACGUUGUCUUUACCACUGAAUAAAUGCCCUAAUUCGAAAUCGCAUCCGUAUUUUCUCUUUCCAGUGCUGUAUAAGGCGGGAGAUAGAUACUGUUGCGUGGAUCAGAUGACACCGAGGGCCGUUAAUACGCGCCAUGCUCUCGAAGCCUGCACCCUCCAGCUCCAUGCGUGGAAACCCUUCCAGAUCCAAGCCCAACCCGUCGAUCCCCCAAAUCCUUACUCCUUUCGCUCUAAGAAGCCGUGCCGCUCUGACCGAUCGACUGCUCCGCCCCUCACAGCCGACGGCGUUGAGUUCUUUCGGCUCUCUCUCCUUGACGAUCCUACUCCUUCGAAGUCCAGGGAGGAGAGGGGGUUCCGGUGGCUAGUUCCACGGAAGAGGAGGCGGAGGGGUUCCCGGUCGGUGUCCGGCAGAAGCAGCGAUCGGAGCGGGAGAAGGCGGCGGGGUUGUUGUGGGGGCGCUUCGGCAGCGAACGCCACGUGUUCAGACUUCCCGCCGGUGACCUAUGGGACGGAUUCAAGCGGCGAGCUAUUUCUGAACGGGGACGGGAGCUGGGGAUCGGACAUUAGCGAGGCAAGGGUUUUGAGGAGGGAGGGAGGUGGUGGGGAAGGAUCAUCAUUCGGAUCGCAUCCAGGUGGGCCCGAUUCCCAGGGUAACGAGUCUGGUUACGGCAGCGAGAAUGGAUACAGAGGUGACGCCGAGUUUGGAUAUGGAGAUGAGGUUGAUGAGGAAGAUGAGGACGGAAAGCAUCUGUUUUGGGGUGGAAGAUUUGUCGAAACAAAGAGAAUGGAAAAUGUUGGCGAGAACAAUUUUGGAGAACAAAAGGCUCACCACCGGUGCAGGCGAAAGAAAAGUGAUUGGAGAGUAUUUGCGCCGCCCCCGAGAUGAUGAUAACUGCAUCGAAGUGGCAUCAUGCUCCAAAAUUGUCGGUUGUUUAUUGUUGAUUAGUGAUUGAUAUGCCGGCAGCUGGGGUCCAUCUAUUCAUGCAUUUUCUUUUCCUAUUUUUUAGUUGGAGUUCCAUGGUAUAAACCUUAUCCUGAGAAAUACUACUCGGCUUUUGCUGAUUUUUCAUGGUUCUUGUCUUUUCUUUUUUUA